CCUCAGACCCACGCUUUUGACGUCAUUGCAGUUCAAUGCAGCAGAGUUGAGUUGGCCCACACUUUUGACACUGUUCAUAGGAGUUGGGUCUACAUAAGCAUUCUAACACAAGUGGGAUAUUUUGAAAAAUCCUUUGAGUUGUUAACCAUGGCUGUAAGACCUGGCAUUGUGCUGCUAACCAAACUGUCUCUUUUAAUUUACACUGUUAAAUCAUGUGCUGUGAGCUGCUCUACAGACUAUGAGACCUUACUCAACUGUUCAUGCAGUGGUCUGGAGCCACCAGAGACACUGCUGCUUCAAAUAAACUGCAGACAUGAUGAUCUCAGACUAAAUGUUAACUGCACAGUGAGCAAAGAGGAGCCUUUCUGUGUGAUCUACCCUGACAUCAUGGAAGAGAUUGCAGAUGUGGAAACCGUGUGUAGUUCCAAUGCUCUUCGUGCACAAGACCAGACCAUGAUUACCACAAACUCCUCUGAUUGGAAACUGAGAAAUGCAGUAAAACCUUGGCCUCCAUUCAAUAUCCAAGUGAAUAAUACCAAAGGGACCUAUACCAUCAGCUGGAGCACCAAAAACCCAGAGUACUGUUUGGUGUUUAAAGUCCGUAUCAGGACCAUGCUAGGGCUACAGAAGGAGAUCAUUCUGGAGAGCAAAGAGUCUGUUGUCCACUUGGAACAAUUGAGGCUGCCUCCAGGUGGUUACUAUGGAGUGGAUGUACAGGCCAAGCUGUGCCCUUUCUUCCGAUACCAGGGACCAUGGAGUGAUUGGGGUCCCACCACAGUAUGGACGGAUCAAGUUGCAGGAAAUAAUCAUUAUUAUUGGCUCAUCCCAGUCUCAUUCUUAAUUUUGCUCCUGUCAGUGGGGUUUCCAAAAGCUAUGUAUUGGCAGAAGAGGUUUCAGAGAUCUACAUUCAUCCCAAAUCCUAGAGAAUUUUUUAAGCCCCUGUACAACAUUUACCAAGGUGAUUUUAAGGCAUGGGUGAAGCCUGCAUUCACUGAACACAACUCUCUGAAGAUGGAUAUGGUGAUGGAUGUGAAGCUAGAACCAACCCCUCUGUCUUUGUAUAAGUCUCCUCUAGGCCCCAGCUCAAUCCAGAGUCUCGGUCAAUUGUCGAUAUCCACAGUUUGCAGUGCAGACCCACUUUCCCACUGCUUGUUGAAUUCUAAUUAUCCCCAUGAGGCAAGCAGUGGGACAACUGUGGUAGACAGUGAUCCAAAGGAAAUGCCACACUUAAAUCUGAGCACCCUGAAUGUUCUCCAGGAUCUUGAUGAGGGUUUACCUGGAAGUGACUACCCACUGAUGGAUCUUGACACCAUAGACAGUGGUUUUGAAGAGUGCAGCAGCCCCUCAGCUGCAGGGCACCUAUUCUACCCACAGCAGCAGACAACUUUAGAACCCAGUGUAGAACAGCUUUGUGAUCUCUAUCACUCCAAUUAUGUGAAACAAUGGAGACAUACAUAAAAAAAAUUUUUCUACUGUAAAAGCCCCAGUUACUCAGUAAAUGAGGGGAAACUCAAACCACUAAAAGGUUGUACCAACAGCCUUUGAUCCUUCUCCACAUUGUAAAACAAACAAAACAAACAAACAAACAAACAAAUAAACAAUAUUUUUUAUCAAUUUUGGUUCAUUUUAACACAUCAGACUGAAGUGGGUGUGAAAUUGUGAAUUUAAUAUGUCUAUUACUGUCUCAACCCCCGGAGGAUUGUCACCUAAGGUGGAAAAUCUAUUUUUGUGAAACUGUGUUAAUAUUAAGUCAAAACUAAGUGAAGUAAAUGUUGUCAGUAUCAAAGUAAUGGUCACAUAUGUUGUAUUUGAAAUAUAUUUUUGUCAUGUUAAUGCUUAUUGCUGUGCUGUUGUUUGGCCAGGUUACCACUGAGAAUGAGUGUUGGUAAAUAAAAGAUUAAAAAAUA
Boleophthalmus pectinirostris (great blue-spotted mudskipper) is the source of this 1907-nucleotide messenger RNA. Its product is annotated as interleukin-21 receptor-like. Gene Ontology annotation, biological process: cytokine-mediated signaling pathway; immunoglobulin mediated immune response. Gene Ontology annotation, molecular function: cytokine receptor activity; protein binding. The record is from RefSeq and is a predicted model, not a curated record. Gene Ontology annotation, cellular component: external side of plasma membrane. The transcript is spliced from 8 exons. NCBI's taxonomy places the organism in Eukaryota, Metazoa, Chordata, Actinopteri, Gobiiformes, Gobiidae. Bases 148 to 1458 code for a protein of 436 amino acids.